This is a messenger RNA of Papaver somniferum (opium poppy), 1236 nucleotides long. RefSeq names its product histone deacetylase 6-like. The record is from RefSeq and is a predicted model, not a curated record. Bases 1 to 1236 code for a protein of 411 amino acids. Lineage: Eukaryota; Viridiplantae; Streptophyta; Magnoliopsida; Ranunculales; Papaveraceae. Gene Ontology annotation, molecular function: histone deacetylase activity. The transcript has a single exon.
AUGGAGGAAGACAAGUCAGGGAAUUCGUUGCAAACACCAGGAACCGAUGGCAAGAAACGUAAUGUUUCAUAUUUCUAUGAACCAACUAUAGGUGAUUAUUAUUACGGCCGGGAUCAUCCGAUGAAACCACAUAGAAUUCGUAUGGCACACAGCUUAAUAGAAGGUUAUGGACUUCAUAAAUCAAUGCAAAUCUGUAAACCAUAUGCAGCUACGCCCCAAGAUAUUGCCAAGUUCCAUUCAGAUGAUUACGUUAACUUUUUAUCUUCUGUUAGUCCUGAAUCUCUAUCAGGUGAUCACCUAAAGAGGUUUGGUGUUGGUGAAGACUGUCCUGUUUUUGAGGGUUUGUUCGAGUUUUGUCAAGCUUCUGCUGGUGGUUCUAUUGGAGCUGCUGCUGAACUGAAUAGAGGGGAUGCUGAUAUUGCUUUGAAUUGGGCUGGGGGUUUACAUCAUGCUAAAAAGUGUGAAGCCUCAGGGUUUUGUUAUGUUAAUGAUAUCGUUCUGGGAAUUCUUGAAUUGCUCAAGAAUCAUGAACGUGUUUUGUAUGUCGAUAUUGACGUGCACCAUGGUGAUGGAGUAGAGGAGGCAUUUUUAUCUACAAAUAGAGUCAUGACUGUCUCGUUUCAUAAGUACGGGGACUAUUUUCCUGGGACUGGGCAGAUUCAGGACAUUGGUGUGCAUAAUGGAAAGAACUAUGCACUCAAUGUACCACUCGGUGAUGGUAUCGAUGAUGACAGCUUUCGAGGUUUGUUCCGUCCAAUUAUUCAGAAAGUCAUGGAGGUUUAUCAACCAAAAGCAGUUGUUCUUCAAUGUGGUGCAGAUUCAUUAUCUGGUGAUAGGUUAGGUUGCUUCAAUCUAUCUAUUAAGGGUCACGCAGACUGUCUAAGAUAUCUUAGGUCCUUCAACGUGCCUUUGAUGGUCUUAGGUGGUGGAGGCUAUACCAUUCGGAAUGUCGCACGCUGUUGGUGCUACGAGACAGCAGUUGCAGUUGGAAAGGAGCCUGAUAACAAUCUGCCCGAAGGGAACAAAUACAUGGAGUACUUUGGUCCAGACAAUGUCCUCCAUUUCGAAAUAAGCAGAAUGGAGAAUGAAAACUCACCUAAAUAUUUGGACAAAUUAAGGACCAUUCUGUUGGACCGACUUUCGGAUAUGGAGCAUGCCCCAAGUGUACAGUUUCAGGAGAGACCACCCACAACUGAACCCCCAGUGGAGGAAGAGGAGGAUAUGGAUGAAAGGUGA